This is a messenger RNA of Austrofundulus limnaeus, 733 nucleotides long. It is a transcript of the gene lenep, whose product is annotated as lens epithelial protein. The transcript is spliced from 2 exons. Bases 362 to 565 code for a protein of 67 amino acids. Lineage: Eukaryota; Metazoa; Chordata; Actinopteri; Cyprinodontiformes; Rivulidae. Gene Ontology annotation, biological process: multicellular organism development. The record is from RefSeq and is a predicted model, not a curated record.
UUGUGUUUUUAAGGAACUGUCUGUUUACACCUGUACCUGAAAAUCUAGUUUGCAUAUCUAAAUACAUAUAUCUGUCAUCAUCCUCCUUUUUGAUAGUUUUAUUAAUUUAUUUAAGCUGAUUGUGUGUCUGUAACAAAGCAUAUGGUGCCAGAGUUUGUUGUGAACUGUUCUGAACAAAGAGCGGGGUGUUGUUGUGUUGAAGCCACUGGAAGUCCUGUUGUUGUGGAGCGAUGCAACACAAAGUAAACGCUGGAUGUGAGUGGAAGCAGCUUCCUGUGGACAGAGGUUAUUAGUAGAGGCAGAGAAGCAGUGAGCUCCCAGGAAUCAUACUUUAAUUCCUCUGGUUGUCAGAUCUGGAGGCAUGCACCCUCAGCGUCCUCUUCCUCAGGCCAUGCCCGCCUCUUCCUCCCCCUCGGCGGGGCAGCACCUGCAGAACUUGGCCAUGGGUCUGGGACGGGGCAAGAACUUCCUCGGGGGCAACUUGGCCUACGGCUUCGUCCAGUCGCUUAAGGAGUGCCUUUAUUUCCUCCUGUGCUGCUGGUGCAUCAAAGAGAUCCUGGACUGAAGAUUUAUCUUCUUUAUCUACAGAACCGUUUGUUCAACACCAAUAAAAACAGAAUCAGAUCUGCUCAACACCUAAAUCCAUGAGUGGACUGACUUUUCUGAGCUGGUUCUGGAGUUUUUAGGAACAAAAACGAGGCACCUGAAUAAAUAAACUUACAAACCAAAGAAA